AUGGGGAAGUACGCGACAGAGAUAAGGGAUUCGACGCAGCACGAGAUGAGGGUGUGGCUUGGGACGUUCAAGACGGCAAAGGCGGCGGCGAUGGCGUACGACCAGGCAGCGCUGUCCUUCCAAGGAGCCAAGGUCGUCCUUAACUUCCUCAUCGACGAGGUCAGCAGAUCCCUUCGGGAGAUAGGCUGCAACAACAACAUAUUCGAGGAAUAUUCGUCCCCUGCUCAAGCGCUUCGAUCCGAACUAUUGUCACCGGCCGGUCGUCUGAUCGAUUUGUGUGUUCCGGUGGGUGCAAUAUUGCAAGGCGCCCAGACGCGGUGA
Linum tenue is the source of this 321-nucleotide messenger RNA. NCBI's taxonomy places the organism in Eukaryota, Viridiplantae, Streptophyta, Magnoliopsida, Malpighiales, Linaceae. The record is from the annotation of a GenBank genome assembly.